This is a messenger RNA of Lepus europaeus (European hare), 789 nucleotides long. It is a transcript of the gene OLIG1, whose product is annotated as oligodendrocyte transcription factor 1. NCBI's taxonomy places the organism in Eukaryota, Metazoa, Chordata, Mammalia, Lagomorpha, Leporidae. The record is from RefSeq and is a predicted model, not a curated record. Bases 1 to 789 code for a protein of 262 amino acids. Gene Ontology annotation, molecular function: protein dimerization activity. The transcript has a single exon.
AUGUACUAUGCGGUUUCCCAGGCGCGCGUGAACGCGGCCCCCGCGACCAUGCUGCGGCCGCAGCGGUCCGGAGACGCGCAGCCCGGGACCUCCUUGUACGAGCUGGUGGGCUACCGGCAGCCGCCCUCCUCUUCCUCUUCUUCUUCCUCCUCCUCCACGACAGCCCCCCUCCUCCCCAAGGCUGCCCGCGAGAAGCCGGAGGCGCCGGCCGAGCCGCCAGGCACGGGUUUGGGAUCCGGCGCUCCCGCGGGCGCCCGGGCGAACGCCAAGGAGGAGCAGCAGCAGCAACUAAGGCGCAAGAUCAACAGCCGCGAGCGGAAGCGCAUGCAGGACCUGAACCUGGCCAUGGACGCGCUGCGCGAGGUCAUCCUGCCCUACUCGGCGGCGCACUGCCAGGGCGCGCCGGGCCGCAAGCUGUCCAAGAUCGCCACGCUGCUGCUGGCCCGCAACUACAUCCUGCUGCUCGGUAGCUCGCUGCAGGAGCUGCGCCGCGCGCUGGGCGAGGGCGCCGGGCCCGCCGCGCCACGCCUGCUGCUGGCCGGCCUGCCCUUGCUGGCCGCCGCGCCCGGCUCUGUGCUGCUGGCGCCGGGCGCCGUGGGACCCCCGGACGCGCUGCGCCCCGCCAAGUACCUGUCGCUGGCGCUGGACGAGCCGCCGUGCGGCCAGUUCGCGCUCCCCGGCGGCGGCGCGGGAGGCCCCGGCAUAUGCACCUGCGCGGUGUGCAAGUUCCCGCACCUCGUCCCCGCCGGCCUGAGCCUGGCGGCGGUGCCUGCUCAGUUCUCCAAGUGA